Molecule: messenger RNA, 2718 nt
Organism: Trachymyrmex cornetzi
Lineage: Eukaryota; Metazoa; Arthropoda; Insecta; Hymenoptera; Formicidae
Product: IQ and AAA domain-containing protein 1
Exons: 10
Coding region: 196-2700 (834 amino acids)
Molecular function (GO): ATP binding; ATP hydrolysis activity
Source: RefSeq, a predicted model, not a curated record
CAUUAUCAAUGUUAAGACGAGUAGGUCUUGAAAUAAUUUCGGCAUUCUGAAAAGAGAUGUUUGACAGUUAAUGCACGCAAAUUCAUUCUUAAAACGUCGGUCACUAACCACGGUUUAGAAAUGACUUAAGUUCCAAAUUUUUCGAGGAUAAAUGAUAAAAUUCUACAAUAUCAAUGAAAAGCAUAUUUAAAUUCAAUGUCUCACGUUUAUUAUAACGAGUUAUGGCUUAUCACGAGAAGUGACCUGGAAAAGCUGUUAGAACUCGAAAGAGAAUUGCAGGAAAGCGCACCGUUAAAAAAAAGAGCUGCUUUAAAUUCAGCGUUAUCUAUAUAUUUGAGAUAUCGUAAUAUUGUAAGAAGACUCCUCAUGUGUUACGAUCAAAUGAUCCAGACGCAGAAACGGGAAUUAAUUAAGAAGAUGUUAGAUUGUGCCAUCGGGCGUAUGCUAGAAUACAAAAAGGAAAUUGUGGCGCUGGAUUACACAGAUUAUCAAUGGCCUGACGAUAUUUUGAAUCAAAUGAAAUUCACGCCGGAUGACAUCGAGCUAUUUGCAUCAGUGUCUGGUCGAGAACGUAUAGAGGAACGCAGAAAGUUUAUUCAAGCGUUGGUGGAGAGUGCUCACAAAGUACCACACAUGAGAGAACGCCGUCUCUCACAGAUACAGAUUGAGAGUACACCCGAGGUGGAAGAUGAGACGUUGAAGAAACGUGCUGCUCGACGAAGAAUGCGCAUCGCACCGCCAUCGAAAGUAGAGUUAAUCCACGAAUCGCCAUUGGAAAAAGCUGCCCGAGAAGCAAAGCUUGCUGCUGAAAAAACUAUGCGUAACGCAAUGUUAUUGAUACAGAGUCAUGAGAGAGCCAGAAAGGGACGCAUCUACGGUGCAGAUGUGAAACAUAUAUAUGAUUACAACAAAAAAGUGAGAUCCGGAGAGAUAAUACCGAAAAAAAUAGAUCACGUCAGAUAUAUCAAGUCAGCAGUGACGAUACAACGUGCAUGGCGGCGUUAUGCCGCUAAAAAAGCUAUAAAAAAACGAAUUGCACGUCUCGAAGAAGCUUUGGGUAUGACGAUACCAAGCUGGCGAUGCAAUAAGACAAUCGCAAAGGACGAUGACAACUUUCAGCGACGACGUGCUCUGAUGCCCAUGUUCGAUGCACGCACGAAGAAGGCAAUCAGUGAUGAACGUACAAAGCUUCUGAAAAUAAGAGGUCCGGGAUUAAUGGAGGAUAUCACUGACGAAAUUCAUGAGUGGUUCGUCAUUUGGUACAACGCAUUAGGACAUUACGACGUGUUUCCAGCUGCGGAUUUGGGUGGCAGUGUACUGAUCGUAACCGGGCAGACCUUGACGCCAGAGGAAUAUUUAAUGGAAAAAUUAGAAAAAGAGAAAAAAGCCAAGGAAAGAAUGGGAUCAGUUCCCAAAGCUGAACCUAUCAAGAGCAAAGUUGCUGGUUGGAAAAUGCCGCAAACAGAUACUUUGUCCUGCUUGGAGGAAGCAAACAGCGAUCUCAUUCGAAACUGGAGCUUUCGUGACGAAAAAUAUUUGGAACAAGAAUAUUUGGAUCUAAUUACUGAGAAACUUUGUUAUGAGUUGCAGCUUGAAAUGAGAGAGAUAGUAGAUGAAUUGAUGAGGGCCGAACUGGAAUUACUAAACAAGGCAUUGUUGAAGGAUCACAAACAUGACAAGAAGAAAUUCACGAUUCCAACAACGGAUAAAAAAAGGAUCGACAGAAUUAAAACGAAGAAGAAAGACAUUUUGGAGGAUGUGGCCAUCGAGGAUCUCUUUAGCGAGCUUCUACAAGCUGAAAUUAUUAGGAAUUACCAAAUUAUUUUUUUACGCGAUUGGUUUGGCGAUCUGUCCUAUCAAAAUUACGAGGCACGUCGCGAGCUCCGGGAUCACAAGCAUCGACUCGGAGAAGUAAAGCAGCUCGUCUUAGAGUACUGCAUAUUGCCUUUAAUUUCCAAGGAGACACAUCAACUUGCACCGCUCGUGCGUUCUGUGUGCAUCUACGGAUUACCAGGAGCCGGAAAGACCUCGCUUGUGAAUGCCAUCUGCUCAGAGAUCGGCGCGUUACUUUUCGACGUAUCAGCACCUGUUUUAGCUAAUAAAUAUAUAGGCAAGGAAAAGCAACAGAGACUCAUCAAUAUCAUUUCUAAAGUGGCCCGUUUUUACGCACCUUCCGUCAUAUUUCUCGAUGCUGGCGAAAAACCCUGGCUGAAAAAUGUUCCACCAGAGGAAAGGUAUCUUCAACCCAAGCGAUUCGCCAACUAUUUUGUUAAACUAAUGAAAGACAUUAAACCAGGUGACCAGAUAUUAUUUCUCUCGCUGUCUGAAGAACCUCAUAAGGCAAUAGCCGCUUUCAUCAAGUUCCACGAUAAAUUUAUAAGGAUACCCACUACCGAUUACAACACACUUUACAUGUACUAUAAGAAUCUAUUAAUGAAAUAUCACGGCGUUGAUCGCAAUAUCGAUGUCUCCUGUUUGGCCAAAAUGUCUAUUGGGAUUCCUCUGAAUUUUAUCCGGCAAACCGUGGAGAAGGUGCUGUCGCUACGUCGAAGAAUUACUCUUAAAUCCAAUCCAUUGAAUCCGAUGGAAAUUAUGAAUGAGAUAUUGAUGUAUCAACAUCCUACGACGGGAAUGGUGGAGAAUCUUGAUAAAUUUGAAAGAAGCACCCCCCUUGGCAAAAAAAGAGCCAGUGUUUCGUAAAAAGAAAAUUCGCGAAAA